Stylonychia lemnae is the source of this 1647-nucleotide messenger RNA. Lineage: Eukaryota; Ciliophora; Spirotrichea; Sporadotrichida; Oxytrichidae. The record is from the annotation of a GenBank genome assembly.
AUGAUAUAUUUCUUAGCCAGAGCGUUUAAAUGCACGAGUCCUGUUGAUCUUUACACUUUUAUGAUCCUCUCGAUUAUAUCCAACUCUUACCAGAUAUUCAGGGAUACAUUAUUCUAUCUAUAUCCAGAUUAUUUCAUUACACCAAUUCAUGCUGUGGAUAGUACUCAUUAAAAGGAAUGGUAAAACCUCGCAAUCAUUGAUAUUUUUUUGUGCGUCAUAAUAAUGCUAACUUUCUAUUUCUUGACUAAGCCUGUUUCUCAUUAGUUAUACUUAAGAGCUUUAAGUAAGCUAGGAGAUAAGCAAGCACUUUGGAAAAUCUACAAGUUCUUCACCCUUUUGAUCUCACUUGUUAUAGUUGAUUUGGUAUUGAAUCUGUUCUAUUUUGCUACAACUGUUUAUUUUACUUAUUUUAGAGCAGACCUCUCUCCUUUUGUCUGGAUAGAUGUUUUAUUCUUUUUUAUGAUAGUAUUCACCUCAUUUUAUGCUAAUUUUUGCAUAUUCAAUAAGUAUCAAAAAGGUUUUAAGAUCUUUAGCAUAAUCAGAGUCUUUGUUGAGAUAAUCAAGAUACUUAAAGCUUUGCUGAUUUUGAAUUCAAUCAAUGCAAAUUAUAUUUACUCAAAGGAGAUGCAGGAUGAUCUCGGCAACAUUAAAUUUUUCAUACUUGUCUAAGAGAUAAUAAGUCUGGCACUGUUCAUUCCUAUUUUAUCACUUGGUCGCUUUAUAUUCUUUGGAUUCACUUAAAAAAAGCUUAAUGUGAUCUUUGAUAAAUGUAUAGAAAUAUUCAGUUUUUCAUAGAUACAUGAGCUUAAUGAACUUAAGAGAUCUCUGCUCACUGAAUAAGAAAAGCAUUAAUAGUAACAGGCUGAUUUCGAAUAAAAUAUAGAAUUUUAGUAAAGUUUAAUUAUUGAGAUAUUCCCAGAGAAAAAAAUCUAUGAUGAUAUGUGCAUAAAUCUCAAAAGAAAAACUCUUAUUCUACCUUAAACUUUUAAAUAAAUUGAAAAUCCAGUACUUAGAGAAUAAGAAUGGAGCUUUGUCCAUAAUAUUUUUAGAAUUCUUUUCAAUAGAUUGAAAGUUGAAAUCGAAACUAGCAGAGAAAAAAGAAGAGCAAUAAUAAGAGAGGAUAAUAAAAGCAGCAAUAACAGCUAUAUUCAAGAAUGUGAGAAAUUUAUUGUAUAAUUUUCUGAGGAUUUCGAUAAUCUUAUUGGGGAAUUAUCAGAGGAAACUUUCCCUAUUUAGUAAAUUGAAAAAUACGAGAGGGGUGUUUUGGAUUAAUCUAUAGAUGAUAAAGUGAAUCUUCAUCCAUAUGAUUAUAUCAAAUCUUUAGUAAUGUUGGUUUACAAGACAAAUGUUGGUUACCUUCCGAACCUUCUUAAAGUAAUAAAUUUGACCCAGGGAAUGGAUUCUUUGCUCAAACUAAAUAUUGAUAUUGGAGAAAUUCAAGGUGAGAUCAAGGAGUUGAUAGAUAAAGAAAGGUCAUAUUUAGUUGAAUUUGCAAAACUAGAAUUCAAUAUGGCUGAUCUUAAGAAUCAGUAUCUGGAAUUUUGUAGAAUAGAGGACAAACUCUACUUUGAUAGAAAAGUUGAAUACUCUGAAGUUAAGAACUCAAGGGAGCUUCAAGAACUAUUAUUUAAUGAAAACUAAUUUUGA